AUGACAGACUAUAUUGAUGAUCCCUUCCAGAUGGAUGAGGAUAUAGGAACGAAACUGGAGAUGCUGCCGUCUCCUCAACCCGAGGCGGUCGUAAUAGCGAAUGUUGACGUCGAUAUUACUCCUCGGUACACUGAUCCAGCAAUGAUCUUAGACCAGAACAUAAUGUAUAAGGAUUCGAAACUUCUACGAACUCGACUCCAACAUAUCAAGUUAGAGGAAGGUGCGGGAACCACCACUGAAGAGGAUGAGAUGACAUACGAGGAAGAUGCCGACGACAAAUUCGAUGCUGAAGCAGCGGCCCGAAUUGAGGCGGAUUUCAUGUCCAAUGAUGCCAAAAUCAUGCGGUCACUCACUCCUCCAGAAAACUUUGGACCAGUUAUCAAUAAAAUUUAUAGGUCGUCGUUCCCACAGCCACCGAAUUUUUCCUUUCUCAAGACGCUUAAGCUCAAGUCAGUGCUCUGUCUCAUUCCAGAGGAGUAUCCUAAGACACACGAAGAGUUUUUCGAAAAGGAGGGCAUUCAGCUAUUUCAGUUGGGAAUGUCGGGAAAUAAGGAGCCAUUUGUGAAGAUCAGCAGCGAUUUAAUCACUGAGGCUGUUAAGAUCGUCAUGAAUCCAGACAACCAGCCAAUUCUCAUCCACUGCAAUCGAGGCAAGCACAGAACAGGAUGCUUGGUGGGAGUCUUGCGAAGACUUCAGGGGUGGUCACUAACCAUCAUCUUUGAUGAGUAUAGAAAGUUUGCUGCGCCAAAGGAAAGACCUAUGGACCAGCAAUUUAUUGAGUUAUAUGAUGUGACUGAAGCAUCACGAUAUGCAAAUGAGAACGGGCUACUUCCUAUGAAAUGGGACUAA
Molecule: messenger RNA, 849 nt
Organism: Sungouiella intermedia
Lineage: Eukaryota; Fungi; Ascomycota; Pichiomycetes; Serinales; Metschnikowiaceae
Source: the annotation of a GenBank genome assembly